Molecule: messenger RNA, 1233 nt
Organism: Acanthosepion pharaonis
Lineage: Eukaryota; Metazoa; Mollusca; Cephalopoda; Sepiida; Sepiidae
Source: the annotation of a GenBank genome assembly
AUGGAGAUCGGUAACAAAUCCAAUUCCACCCACCCACCCACACACACAUUCUCUCUCUCUCUCUCUCUCUCUCUCUCUCUCUUUUCGUCUCUAUUUUCACCCCUUUUCGAUAUCUUUCCCCCCUCUCUCUCUUUUCCGUCAUUCUUUCCCCCCCCAUCUUUUUUCAUAACUCUCUUUACAACCUCCCAUUUUUCAUCUCAUUUUCACAUUCUCUUUCUUUUACUUUCUCUCUCUUUAUCAUUUAUCCUCUUUUUUCCGUCUCUCUUUACCACUCUCUUUUUUCCUUUAUCCAUCAGUUUUCCUCUCUCUCUUUUUCUUUAUUUUUCUUUCUCUUUUGCUCUUUUUUCUCUUUUCCUGACCCCUCUCUCUUCCCCUCUCUCUCUUCCCCUCUCUCUUCCCCCUCUCUUCCCCCUCUCUUCCCCCUCUCUCUCUUCCCCUCGCUCUCUACCCCUCGCUCUCUCUCUUCCCCUCUCUCUAUUCCCCCAUCUCUCUUCUCUCUCUCUUCCCCUCUCUCUCUCUUCUCCGCUCUCUCUUUUUCUCUUAUUAUCUAUAUAUAUCUCCAUUCCCUUCAUAUCUAUCUAUCUAUCUAUCUAUCUAUCUAUCUAUCUACAUAUAGUUUUUUCAUAUCUAUCUAUCUAUCUACUUUUCAUAUUUAUCUAUCCAUCUAUAUCUUUUCAUAUCUAUCUAUCUAUCUAUCUAUCUAUCUAUCUAUCUAUCUAUCUAUCUAUCUAUCUAUCGUCUUUUAGUAUUUAUCUAUCUAUAGUCUUUUCAUAUCUAUCUAUCUAUCUAUCUAUCUAUCUAUCUAUCUAUCGUCUUUUCAUAUUAAUCUAUCCAUCUAUAUCUUUUCAUAUCUAUCUAUCUAUCUAUCUAUCUAUCUAUCUAUCUAUCUAUCUAUCGUCUUUUCAUAUCUAUCUAUCUCUCUUUCUAUCUCUCUCUCUCUUUAUCUCUCUAUCUAUCUAUCGUAGACUCUUCAUUAUCUAUCUAUCUAUCUAUCUAUCUAUCUAUCUAUCUAUCGCAGUCAAUUUAUAUCUAUCUAUAAUUCUUUUCAUAUCUAUCUAUCUAUCUAUCUAUCUAUCUAUCUAUCGUCUUUUCAUAUCUAUCUCUCUCUCUAUCUAUCUAUCUCAAUUUAUAUCUAUCUAUAAUUCUUUUUCAUAUCUAUCUAUCUAUCUAUCUAUCUAUCUAUCUAUCUAUCUAUCUAUCUAUCUAUCUAUCUAUUUCCCACUACACCCCUGA